GGUGUUUUCUUUUCUGGCUGAUCGGAAGGAUUCUACCAAAUCUCAAGAAUGGCCAGCCGCGAAGCCGUACGCCGGACGGUCCAGUCCGUGAGGCCGAUUCUGUCCGUCGAUCGCGAGGAAGCCCGCAAGCGUGUGCUCAACCUCUACAAGGCUUGGUAUCGCCAGAUCCCGUACAUUGUGAUGGACUAUGACAUCCCAAAGUCGGUUGAACAGUGCCGGGAGAAGCUGAGGGAAGAGUUCCUAAAGCACAAGAACGUCUCCGACAUCCGUGUGAUCGACAUGCUCGUCAUCAAGGGCCAAAUGGAGCUGAAAGAGUCCGUCGACAUCUGGAAGCAGAAAGGACACAUUAUGCGCUACUGGAAGGAAAGCCAGGAGCCAAAACCGACCGAUUUCCUGUCGAAAUUUUUGGCCGGUCAACCUUAAGCUAGCAAUUUGGAUAGUCCAUGCGAGAGAGCUGUUGAUUGAAAUUAAUGUGGUGUAAAUAAAGGAUUCCAAAUCCAAACUAGACCAUUUUUAUAAUACUUUUAGGUG
Messenger RNA from Anopheles coustani, 531 nucleotides. RefSeq names its product NADH dehydrogenase [ubiquinone] 1 alpha subcomplex subunit 6 (gene ND-B14). Bases 49 to 423 code for a protein of 124 amino acids. Gene Ontology annotation, biological process: response to oxidative stress. Lineage: Eukaryota; Metazoa; Arthropoda; Insecta; Diptera; Culicidae. The transcript is spliced from 3 exons. The record is from RefSeq and is a predicted model, not a curated record.